Molecule: messenger RNA, 704 nt
Organism: Sesamum indicum (sesame)
Lineage: Eukaryota; Viridiplantae; Streptophyta; Magnoliopsida; Lamiales; Pedaliaceae
Source: RefSeq, a predicted model, not a curated record
GUCCAUUCCAUAUGAUAUGAUCAGAUUCAGACCGAGUCCACCACCAGUUGGUGAAAAACAUGAUUGGCCACUUCAUUUUUCAAUUAAAACGAUUGAUAACAACCCUUCCCAGUUCCCAUCCACCCCCUAAAAUUCAUUAACACAGACAACAAUUCAAAUAUCUUACAAGCACUAGAGAAGAUGCCGUUCAACGGUGUACUAGUGGCGUCGACGGCCAAUGCAUCGGCAGAGCUGUGGCAGCGCCUAGCGUGUCUGUCGGAGAGGAUAAGCAGUGAUCGGAUGCUGGAUUUGGUCCUCUGUUUUCCUCUACAGCAACUAGGGCGCUGGGCUCUCUACGUGUGGACUUACCUCUGCGUCUCCCCCUACCCUCACCGUCGUCACUACGCGACUUCCUAUUACAGCGAUGAUAGUUUCGAUGAGGAUUCCGACGACGACAGUGCUUUGUCCUCCGCCAAUCCCCAAUAUGUGUACCGUAGUUGUAGCAGCGAAACUGGCGGUCACUACGAAUAUUCUUCCCAAUCUGAUUAGUCUGUGGUAGGCAGCUGAUUUUUUCCUUGUACAGUUAUUAGUAUCACCACCAACCCUGUUCUUGAUCUCUUCUUCCUCUUGAUUGGCCUUCACUUUUGCUAUUAUUACACUUGUACGACUUUAAAUAAAUAGAAAAUUUUGAUGAUCAUAAAUUUCUCUGCAAUAUAUAUUUUUUC